This is a messenger RNA of Schistocerca piceifrons (Central American locust), 324 nucleotides long. RefSeq names its product anoctamin-6-like. Lineage: Eukaryota; Metazoa; Arthropoda; Insecta; Orthoptera; Acrididae. Gene Ontology annotation, molecular function: protein dimerization activity. The transcript has 4 exons. Bases 55 to 324 code for a protein of 89 amino acids. The record is from RefSeq and is a predicted model, not a curated record.
UGCUCAGCAUACAGUUCAUAUCAACUGUGCUUCGUGCAAAGUUCUCAGGAAGAAAUGGAAACAGCACCAACUUUCAGUGAUGGCAUCCGUUUGAUUGACAUGGUUCUUGUGUACAAAAAUGAUGAGAAUUCAAGAAAACCUCUCAUUUAUCGACAGAAAUAUGAAGAAAACUUAAUAAAGCAUGGAUUACAGUUGGAAGAUGAGAUUGCAGAAGAAAAUGGCUUGGUGUUUACCAAAGUACACACACCUGAUGCAGUGCUUGAAAGAUAUUCUGAGUCAAGUGGGAUAAAGAAGCCAGCAUUACUUACUAAUGUUGAAGAAUAA